Molecule: messenger RNA, 651 nt
Organism: Entamoeba dispar SAW760
Lineage: Eukaryota; Evosea; Mastigamoebida; Endamoebidae
Exons: 2
Coding region: 1-651 (216 amino acids)
Biological process (GO): double-strand break repair via break-induced replication; DNA-templated DNA replication
Cellular component (GO): GINS complex
Source: RefSeq, a predicted model, not a curated record
AUGACAACACAACAUCCUCAUAGUCAAUUUACUCAAAACCAAGAAGUUUCACAAGACUUAAAUGAAUUUAAUAAGUUAUUGAGAACUAUUCAGAAUGAGAUUCAAUCUCCUGUACUUGAGAUUUUUGAUAAUGUCCGAGUGUCACAAUUUAAACAAAUGAUUUUUAAUCAACAACAAGUUAUUGCAAAUUUAAAGAAUCAAAUUGAUGUUAGUAGUAUAACUUUAAUGCAAUGUCAAACAUUUCAAAUUGAAAUUAGUAGGAUUCAAUAUUAUUUAACUUUAUAUUCUAAGACUCGAUUAAGAAAAAUUCACCAAAUGGCUCGAUGUAAUUCAAAUGAUACAUCUAAAAUGACUUCAGAUGAAAAUAUAUUAUUUGAAAAAUAUAAAAUAUUAAGAAAAGAAUUUCUUCAAAAAGCUCAAAUAUUUGAACCCAAAGCAGAAGCAAAACCAGAUAUGUCUACAUUUGUAUUUGUACGAGUAUUAACUAAUGUAGAUAAUUUCAAAAUUCAUCCAGAAUAUAAUGACUUUUGUAUUAUUAAUUUACCAAUUAGUGAUGAAUAUGGAUUUGAAAUGCAAAAAGGAGAAGUUUAUUUAUUUCCAUACUAUUCUGUUCAUGACUUUAUUAAUACAAAUACAUUUGAAUUAAUAUAA